AUGGCACACCGGUCUGCGCAGCAGGAUGCCACAGGUUACACUCCCGCCCGGAUGAUGUUUGGUCGAGAGAUGCGGCUGCCUUUGGACCUAGCCACUGGACGACCACCUGGGGACGAGCUACCACAAACGGCCCCUAAGUUUGUAGCGACGUUGCAACAGCGGAUGGUGGCCACGCGGCGACAGGUGUCGAGCAAUCUUCGCCUCGCAGGGCAAGCCAUAACCCGCUGUUACAGAGCGGCCACUACUGAUGGAAGGGACUGUGAACGCACAAAACGCGGGAACAUUUUCAUCCCCUCCACAGAGGUAGUUGAGAGCGGCAAAUGCUGGGCGAAUGACGAGCACAACCGCACUCUUCCCACUGACAGCACGGCAAUGGGGACCCCCGGCCGUCGGCAUGACGUUCCGGUAGUGGCACUCCCUGUCCCGGACCUUCGCCAGAAGUAUCCCUGUGUCUGUUGCCGUCCUGUCCUGUGCUGUCCUAGGCUGCCGCUGAGGUUAAGUGCGUACCUGUCGUGGCUGUGGAGGCUGGAAGGACGUGGGGGCUGCGAUGCGGGAACACAUCAUGACAAGAGGCUUGUGAGCCUUGAAUAUUCAAGGACGCAGGAACACAUGAAAGGAGGCUUGUGGAACUCAAGGAAUAUACAAGUCCUCCAUAGUCCGUCACUGAAGUCCGGACGGAUCAAAGUUACUACGUGUAAGUGCUGUGUUUCUCUCCUAUAUGGGGGUUAUCAGGGUAUCACAACUAGUGGCAGUGUUCAGAGUGCAGUGACUGGUGUGCCAGACAGUGGCACUAAUUCUGAGGGAGGCGUCCAGGAGACAGGCAGCACGGAGACCAUACAGCAAGGCACUAGUGGCGGGUGUGGGGUGCAGGCGAGGGGGGAGGAAUUAGAGGGCAGGGGUGUUGGAGGAGGAGGCAGCAGCACCAUGCAGGGUGUGGAGCGACUAAGGGAGGUGCGGGGCCGACUGGAGGCACUGAGAAAAUGGCAGGAUGAAUGGACCUGCUUCAUUUGCUGCCAUGUCCGCACUGGCACCAUUGUCAUUGGCAUAUGGCACAUGUUGCUGCACCUGAUCAGCCUGUCUCUGAUUGCUGUCAUGAUGGUUCACCCUGACAUUCUGAAGCAGUCAGGUAGUGGUCAUGGAGGAAUGAAUUCUGGGACAGAGCAACUGUCUGUGGAGCCACUGGAUGUGCAAGCAGUCAACUGUGGGACUGAGAUGCCAUGUAUCCUGGCAGCACAGGGAGAUGGCAAAACAGACCAGGUCACUUCUAAUGACUUCUCCUUGUCCCUCAGUAAUUUUAUGACCACCCAUCGCCCCAACACAGAUGAAGUAAAUGUUGCGCUCUUCAUCACACUCUGUAUGUUCAUUGUGACACUGUUGCUGGUGCAUGGAGCAUUGCGCCGUCAGCCCUCACACUUGAUGCCCUUCUUCUUUCUGCAGGUGUUUGACUUUUGUAUUUCAAGCAUGACAAUGAUUGGCUAUGUCUCCUAUCUUCCAAACAUCCGUCAGCUGAUUCAGGACAACCCAGCUUUCCCAUUCCAGCAACAACUCCUUGCAAUGAACACUAAAUGCCUUACCUUUUUUGCAAUGUUAAUAUUUAUAUCAACCUUGAUGGUCAAGGCAUACUGCAUUAGCAUUGUUUGGCGGUGUUACAAGUACCUUAUGUUGAAAGCCCAGGCAGGCCGAUCAGUCUUGCGGUACUUGGGAGGAGUGUCUGGUCCAGUAGAUCAAGAAAGUCAGACCUUAGUCAUGGGUCAAGAUCUCCCUGACUAUGACACAGCCAUAGCUGAUCCACAAUACAGAAAGAAGCUGCCGGGUAUGUUCCCCGAGCCGCCUCCCUCUUAUGAUAUGGCCAUGGCAGCCCUCGUUGCUCAGCAAGAAUCUGCCAGUGAAGCAUGUGCAGGUGGGGCAUCCUCCUCCCCAUCACAAGAGCAUUCUUCAGCCGCCCAAGACCAAACUCUUCAUGUGUCUGAAAAUGUCAGUGGUGGUGAAAAUCUGUCAAGUGUUUCUACCACAAAUAGCACUACCAAUGCCCUGGUCAAUGAUUGCAACACAGCAUCUCGUGCUGUUCAUUAGGAAUUGCAAGUUUUACCAGAAAUAUUGUUGUACAAGA
Molecule: messenger RNA, 2110 nt
Organism: Portunus trituberculatus (swimming crab)
Lineage: Eukaryota; Metazoa; Arthropoda; Malacostraca; Decapoda; Portunidae
Exons: 13
Coding region: 1-2073 (690 amino acids)
Cellular component (GO): lysosomal membrane
Source: RefSeq, a predicted model, not a curated record